This is a messenger RNA of Astyanax mexicanus (Mexican tetra), 2324 nucleotides long. It is a transcript of the gene nfil3, whose product is annotated as nuclear factor, interleukin 3 regulated. The transcript has 2 exons. Gene Ontology annotation, biological process: circadian rhythm; regulation of DNA-templated transcription; DNA-templated transcription. The record is from RefSeq and is a predicted model, not a curated record. Gene Ontology annotation, molecular function: DNA binding; DNA-binding transcription factor activity. Gene Ontology annotation, cellular component: nucleus. NCBI's taxonomy places the organism in Eukaryota, Metazoa, Chordata, Actinopteri, Characiformes, Acestrorhamphidae. Bases 341 to 1744 code for a protein of 467 amino acids.
UGACCUACUAACACAGAUCCAUGAGGCAGCGGCCACUCCGGGAGGAAAAGCGCAGAGGAGAAACACGGAAACAUUACCUCACAAUUGAUGGAAGUUUGAUCCGUUUGCGGAUAAAAUCCUUCACGCUGUGCUCGGCCACACUCGCCUUGUUUAUUCUGCGGACUAUACCAGCGAGCCUGGCUUAGUUAAAGGCCCACAAGGAACAAAGUCCCCACCAAGAAUCAUUAACAGACACUCAUGAUAUCUAUAGCUCUUGGUUUACGAUGAAGAUGCUGUACAUCUGCUGUACAUGAGAGGAACGCACUGAGCUUAUGCAAUCAGGAUAACGACGUUGGUUAACAUGCAGGCCAUAAAGAAAGAGUCAACCUACGGCGGUGAGGAUGCCCUGGUCUUAGCUGUGGCUUUGCAGGGUGCGGACAGGGACUUGAUGAAUCACAACCUGUCCCCUGUUCCCUUCAAGGGCAAAAGCACCUCGUGCCGCAGGAAGCGGGAGUUCAUUCCCGAGGAGAAGAAGGAUAACCUGUACUGGGAGAGGAGGCGCAAGAACAAUGAGGCAGCCAAGCGCUCUCGGGAGAAGCGGAGGUUCAAUGACAUGGUACUGGAGAGCAAGCUGAUGGCUCUGGGUGAGGAGAACGCUUCGCUCAAGGCGGAGCUGCUCUCCCUCAAGUUGAAGUUUGGCCUGGUAAGCUCAGCUGCAUACACUCAGGAGGUGCAGAAGCUCUCCACCGCCACCAGCACCCUCUACCAGGAGUUUGUGUCACCCGGCACUGCCAAAGCCUCCUAUUCCACCGAGCUGGAGCUGUCUCGUUUAGGUAGUAGCUGCAUUUCAGUUAUCAAGCACUCACCCCACAGCGCCUUAUCUGACGGGUCUGACUCUAGCACAGGGACACAGAGCAGCCCCUUGAUGAACAUUUGCAGGACCCCUGAAAUCAUCAAGCAAGAACCUGUGGAGAAUGGCAGCUACACCAGGGACCAAGCCAGUCCCUAUGAACUGUACAAAAACUACCUGAACAGCCCCUUCCCUAGAGGCUACUCCCAGCCCUCCCCAUUCCUCCAGAUGACCAGAUCGUCCAGCAACUCGCCCCGGACCUCAGACGGCGACGACGGAACUGUGAGCAAGUCGUCAGAUGGCGAAGACGAACAGCAGGUUCCCAAAGGUCCUGCGCCAUCCACCGCAGACCCAAAGAGCGUAAUAGUCUCGGCCCUCAAAGUGCCAGACACCAACGCUUCUGCCCUGCCCCACAAACUGCGCAUCAAAGCCCGGGCCAUCCAGAUCAAAGUGGAGGCUAUCGAUCCGGACUACGACUCCUCUGGGAAGACCUCUUCCCCCAUCGACAUGUCUGCGAGAGGAUGCUACCAGAUGGCUCAUGCUGGUACACCCGAGUACACCCAGUCUUCUCUUAGUCCACUGUCUCUGCAGGUGAACAGUGUCCAUGACUGGAACCACCAGCCCGAGUACUGGCACAAAGACCAGCGCGAGGCUCUGCCGCCAAGCGGCUGCAAGAAUAGACUUUGCCCUGACUCGCCGGGGCCCGUGACUAAGAAACUGAUCGUAGACCUUAAAGAUGGCUGCUAUGCCAGCUCAGAGUCUGAGAACUUGUACUUGAAAAGGGGCAUCGCUGACCUGUCGGCAGAGGUGGCCUCCCUGAAACGGCUGAUCACAACACGACAGGGGUCCGUCAUCGAGUCCACCAAAAGCACUACUGACCACGACUCGGGCUCGCAAGGAUAUUUCUCAAACUGAGAGACUUCUCUGUUUUGCACAACACCUGUUUUCCACUGUGUCUGCUACUGCACCGUGUGUUUGAAUGGUGUCGAAAAAGCUGCAGUUCAUUAAUUUUGAAAUGAAUAGUGGUUUUGUGCACUUACUGUUGUAGUUUGGCGUGUCUUCUUGAUGACUCCCUUUCUUUUUUUAGCCCAGAAGCCAAAAUGUCAGGCUACUACAUGCAAAGUUGAUGCUCCCUUCUUCUUCUUCUGAAACAAAAAUACAAAAACAAAUUGUUGUACAUUGUAUGUUCAUUUUUUUGUUUACAAUAAAUGUAUGUAAGCACUGAAGCACCAUUUUUAUUUGUCUUUUUCGCCUUCCCAGGGUGGUCAGGAAAACAAAAUGUAUUGUACUAUGAAUCAUGUGGACAUUUUGGAUGAACUGCAGCUCGCUCUGGACUGACCGUGCCUCCAUCUGAUUUUUUCUUUUCUUUUUUUCUUUCUUUGUGUCAUUUCUAUGGAGGUGCACUGUUGUUUUUACCCUGGGUCCUAUUUAAAGGAACAAUAGGUAGCUUUUUUCAUGUUGAUAAAAUUCUCAAUAAAAUGAAUGUUGCUUUAAA